This is a messenger RNA of Staurois parvus, 3796 nucleotides long. Lineage: Eukaryota; Metazoa; Chordata; Amphibia; Anura; Ranidae. The record is from the annotation of a GenBank genome assembly.
AGGUUUAACAAUGACAACAGAUGAAAGCAUCUUAAGAAGUGAAUUGUGGCCUUCUGAAGAACCGUCCCUUUUCUCUACAACGGGUGAAGCGAACAGUGCAAUGGAACAAACAGCGGAGACUGGGAAUGUUAAUUAUAAUGACAACACUACACAACCCAGUAUGGAUGUUAAGGAUAAUAUUACAAGUCCAAGUGACAGUGUGCAGGACAAUAUAACAAUGCAGUUGGGGGAUAGCAAUCCUUCAGAACCUUCACCCUUAUCUUCACUCCAGCCUACAGACUCAGUCUCUACUAUGGCUUCUUCUUCUGAGAUUUCAAGUGUUUCAUCAGUAACAAACACAUUAUUGACCACUUUGAUUACAAGGACUCCACAAGUUCAGACAUCAAAUGUUGUUACUUCAAAACCAACUAAUUUUACAAUAGCAACUCCCACAAUAAAAACACCUGCCACAGUUGUUCCUCAAACCACAAUGACAAGUAGUACAGUUUCAGUGCCCCCUUCAAGUACUAACAGUACUACUACUACUACAACUACUACUACAACUACUACUGCUGCUACUACUACUACACAUGCACCUACAACACACGCACCUACUACAAUCAUUGCUACAACUCUAUCAGACACCACCACUACAUCAGCUGUUCACCCUCAAAACAUAACCACAUCAGCUGUAGCCUCCACAGUGAUGACCACCAAGACAACAAAAGCUCCUUUGGUGCCAGUGUCAAAUGCUACUACUGGUUUGAGCACAAUUCUGAGUACCAUACUUUCUACACCAGAAACAACACCUCCCCAAUUUGGAUGCCAACCCUCAUCAGAAACUAUGGUUAAAACAGUUCUCACCCUGAAGAGUCCUCCAAAAGAUAAUGAGCCUACUUACCGACAGGCCCUGAGGGUGUUCCUUAACAGUACUCUUAAUCAAGCGUUGAACAUGUCAGUUCAAGUCGUUCUAGAUCCGACACCAGUACCUACCGAGUCGACGAAUAUGACCGUUGGAUAUUCUGUAUUUGUGAACUCCUCACUUUACAUCCCUUCAGCCAUCGUAUCUGUCCUCACAGGAAGUGAUGUGUUCAAUGUCACUCGCCUCAUAACUUACAUUUCAACCCUUCAGUCGGUGCCAGUAAAAGCUGAACCAUGGAAAGCAGAACCUGCCAUAAGCUUUAGGCUAAGAACAGUGUUGAAGUUGAUGGGGACAGGAGGGAAUGUGAACACAUGUGUCUAUGUUCGGAGCAUGGAGCAGAAGUUGCAGAAGGCUUUUGAGAUAGCAGAGAUGACCAGCAUGGGGAUACAGAGCAACCUCUCAGUCCAGAUUUUGAGCACAUCGAAGGUGAACCAGUCUCUGACUCUGAUCUACGUUGUAAGGAAUAACAGUCAACUACUAGAUGGUACAACAGCCAGCAGCCUUCUAAAUGUCCUGUCUGGAGAGGUAGUCGGCUACUAUCUAGGGGACCCUCCUUCUAUUAUUGCAGAACCCUUAUAUUAUCCAACUCUUGACAUCUCACCUUCAACAAUGAACUACUGGGUGACCACAGUUAUUCAGGGGGUCGAUUCCCAGUUACUGGGGUCAAAUAACCAAAGUUUUGCAAGACUAAUGGAGGAGAGACUGGCCAUACUCUUUCAACUUUCCAGCCAACAAUCAAGAAGAUUUAAAAGAGCAACUACAGUGGGGAGCUACACUGUGCAGAUGGUGACCAUGAAGAGAUUGGAGGGUGCUAAUAAUCUGGCUGAGUUGACUUACUACGCUUUGUUAGAUAGACAACCAAUACCAGGCACAGUGGCUGCCAAGCAGCUGAGUACCAUCGAUCCUCAAACCAUGGCACUGACCCUUGGUUAUAUUGUGAAGGUGCAAGCCAACCCCGUGGUCCAAAAACCACCAACACAAUCUAUGGAUAAUUGCAGCUGUGCUGGCCCCCAUAGCGGUUGUGACUGUCAUCAUCAUCAUCAUCACUGCUGUCCUUUGCCGGAAGAACAAAAGUGACUUCAAGUCUGAUAAUCUCAGCAACAUGCCUCCGAGGACCAAGCCCGUCCAAGGCUUUGAUUAUGCCAAGCAGCACCUGGGCCAGCAAGGAGGCGAUGAAGAUGCCCUUCCAGUAACUCAUGAGACUGUGGUGCCAUCUUUGAACUUGUCGCAGGAAAGGGACAGCACUAAGGAUGGGAGUACAGAAAAAAUGCUGAAAUCUUCAGACACAAGAAAAAGCCGGUCGCCUUGUGAAAACGGUUUCCGUCAUCAGCAACGAAUCAGAGGAGGCCAGUUCAGACCAGAGCACUCCGCAGAAACUCAUGGCUCAGCACAGGAUGACAAAGGAUGAGGCGUGCAAGUGGAACGUGCCUAUAAGUGAUGAAGAGGAAGGAAAUAUACACUUUGACAAGAAUAACAAGAUGGUACCCGACCCAUUUGACUCAUCUUCUGGUUCUGUUAAACUGAUUGCAAUUAAGCCAGUUUCGAUGCCGCCUUCACUGUCGGUGACAGAUAGAAAUCAGGAAAUGUCCAUCAUUAAUGGAGAGGUGAACAAAGCACUUAAGCAGAAAUCUGACAUAGAGCACUACCGCAACAAACUGCGUCUAAAAGCAAAAAGGAAAGGCUACUAUGACUUCCCUCCAAUAGACAACAGAUCAUUGAAUGACAAGAAGAGGAAAGCCUUUGAGAAAACUCAAAUGGAGAUUGACAAUGUGCUGGAAGGAAAUACAGAUUCUUCUCCCCCUUUUGUGGAGGCUAAAAACAGGCAACCUUCACUAAAGAAUCAUCCAUAUAGGAGUCGCCAAUCUUUGAACAGUCCAAGCCCAGGAGAGACUGAAAUGGAUCUUCUAGUAACUCGGGAACGACCACGGCGUGGUAUCCGGAACAGUGGCUAUGAUACGGAACCUGAAAUUAUUGAAGAAACGAAUAUUGAUCGGGUAAAACAAGCCAGAACGUAUAUUAAAUCUCGUCAAGCUAAAGGUCAUUCUGAGACAUCUACGCUGAGCUCUCAGCCUUCGAUUGAUGAAGUCAGGCAGCAGAUGCACAUGCUGCUAGAAGAGGCCUUCAGCCUGGCAUCCGCGGGGCAUGGAGGACCCAAGCGUCAAGCAGAUCCAUAUGCUUCAGUGCAGCAUAUGCCAUAUUCAGAAGUUGUCACUAGUGCUCCUGGCACAAUGUCUCGACCUCGGAUGCAGUGGGUGCCAACGUAUGGACCUGAAAUGUAUCAGUAUAGCCUUCCCAGACCGACAUACCGUUUUUCCCAACUCCCUGAAAUGGUUAUGGGCUCUCCUCCACCACCGGUACCACCGAGGACAGGUCCUGUGGCUGUUCCUUCAUUAAGGAGAUCCACAUCAGAUAUGACCAACAAGAACAGAGUGCCAGAGCCCAGUGGGAAUGAGCAAGGCCCAGGUAAUACAGUUCCUGGUGUGUUUGCCAUCCCAGGGAAUCGUGCAGGAUAUACUGGCUAUUACAUUCCACAGCCACCAGCUGCCUACCGAAACCACGCCUGGAUGUCAUACUCGGGAGAAAAUGAUUUGCCAGGACAAUGGGCAGACUCGGUUCCCCUCCCUGGUUAUAUUGAGGCUUAUCCGAGGUCAAGAUACCCUCAGAACUCUCCUUCCCGUCUCCCUAGGCAGUUUGGUCAACCUGCUAACCUACACACGAGCUUGGACCAUGCUGCUGGAGCAUCAAUUGGAGCUUCUCAGCAAAGUCUGGCCGAUACCGACACUCCGGACGCCUCGAUCACCAAUUUAUCUACAGCUGCUUUGGUAAAAGCCAUAAGAGAAGAAGUUGCCAAACUGGCAAAAAAAACAGACGGAUAUGUUUGAGUUCCAGGUGUGA